Pygoscelis adeliae (Adelie penguin) is the source of this 7228-nucleotide messenger RNA. RefSeq names its product phospholipase C, epsilon 1 (gene PLCE1). NCBI's taxonomy places the organism in Eukaryota, Metazoa, Chordata, Aves, Sphenisciformes, Spheniscidae. The coding region runs from base 288 to 5783 and encodes 1831 amino acids. The transcript has 34 exons. Gene Ontology annotation, biological process: small GTPase-mediated signal transduction; lipid metabolic process; phosphatidylinositol-mediated signaling. The record is from RefSeq and is a predicted model, not a curated record. Gene Ontology annotation, molecular function: phosphatidylinositol-4,5-bisphosphate phospholipase C activity; guanyl-nucleotide exchange factor activity.
AUGAGAUCUUCAAUACAGUGAGAGAAGAAGAAGAAGGAGCAGAAGAUAUUUUUGAAUAUUUUCCUCAUCUUCUGAGAAAGCUCCCAACGUUUGAUACAGACUGUCUAUGCAAAGGUGAUGGUUUUUGUGUAAAACCAUGCGUAACAGGUGCUUACUGUCAAUAUCGUGCCACUUUACAGAGGACUGCACUCUCUAACUAUGUAACUGGUGCUUUACUAGAAGCAACUACAUCAUUAGGUGCAAGAAGUGGUCUUUUGAAUAUCUUUGGAGGAUCAACUGGAAGAACAAUGCUUAAAGAACGUCAAGCGUGUACAUCUAUGGCUGGCUCCAGCGUCCUUCCCUCCAACGUGGCUGGUAUCAGCAAAGAGCUGAUCGAACUGCAACACCUCAUCCAGUUCCCAGAGGAGGUUGCCAGCAUUCUGACCGAGCAGGAGCAGGAGCUCUACCGGAAAGUCUUACCCAUUGACUACCUCUGCUUUUUAACCAGGGAUUUGGGUAAUGGUGAAUGUCAAAGCAAGCUGCCAUCUAUUAAAGCUUCCAUAUCUGCUACUAUUCUUUCUUCCCCAAAUGGUGAACAUAAUGCUGUAGAAGAUCUUGUGACAAGGUUUAAUGAGGUGAGCUUGUGGGUUACCUGGCUGAUCCUAACUGCAGGUUCUAUGGAGGAGAAACGAGAAGUCUUCUCAUAUUUAGUACAUGUGGCAAAAUGCUGCUGGAAUAUGGGCAACUACAAUGCUGUAAUGGAAUUUCUGGCAGGACUAAGGUCAAGAAAAGUUUUAAAAAUGUGGCAAUUUAUGGACCAGUCUGAUAUUGAAACCAUGCGAAGUCUGAAAGAUGCUAUGGCACAACAUGAGUCAUCAUCUGAAUACAGGAAAGUGGUCAACCGGGCACUCAAUAUUCCAGGCUGUAAAGUCGUUCCUUUCUGUGGUGUAUUUUUAAAAGAGCUUUGUGAAGUUUUGGAUGGAGCAUCAAGCCUCAUCAGACUCUGUCCACGGUAUAACUCCCAGGAUGAAACAUUAGAGUUUGUUUCAGAUUACAGUGGACAAGAUAAUUUCUUGCAACGAGUAGGCCAAGAUGGUUUAAAUAAUCCAGAAAAAGAAUCAACAGCAAACAAUAUCUUUCAAACUAUUCGGAGCUGCAAUCGCAGUUUGGAAUCUGAAGAGGGUGAAGAUAAUUUUAGUGAAGGGAGAGAUUCAAGAAAAAACUCUUUGAAGGACAAGAACCGGUACCAUGCAGCCCAUGUAAAGAAAGCUUCUGAUUCAAAGCGAGCCCUGUUUAUAAUUGGAGAUCUUUCAGAUUCUGAAAGUGAUAUAUUUGAGCAGUUGAAGGAGUGGGACACAAAUUCAACAGAAGAGCAACAAAAGGCUUUCUGCCAUGGGAUAGAACUCAUUCCCUGGUACGUGUUAUCUAUCAGGGCUGAUGUCCAUCAGUUCAUGCAACAAGGGGCAACCGUCAUUCAUUACGACCAGGAGACACAUCUCUCAGCGCGUUGCUUUCUUCAACUUCAGCCUGACAAUAGUACUUUGACUUGGACAAAACCCACAACGGUGUGCCCUGCAAAUGCUAAGGCAAAACUGAGUGUGCUGGGUAACGCUGCUGAGCUUGGUAAAUACCAGUUUCUUGGUAAUACUGGACUAGUGGAAGGUUUUUUGGACUUGUUUUCAGCCAAGGCUGUAUAUAUGGGACACUCUGGCAUUGAUAUGCACACUGUGUGUGUUCAAAAUAAACUUUGUAAUAUGUCCCUAGAAGAAAAUGGUAUAACACUACUUUAUGGACUUCAGACUACUGAUAAUAAGUUGCUGCACUUUGUUGCUCCAAAAUAUACUGCCAGAAUGCUAUAUGAUGGAUUGCUGGAAUUGACUAAAGCUGUAAGGAAAAUGAGGAGAUUCCCUGAUCAAAGACUACAGUGGCUACGGAAACAGUAUGUCAGCCUUUACCAGGAGGAUGGAAGGUUUGAAGGCCCAACCUUGGCUCAGGCUGUUGAACUGUUCGGAGGCAGACGAUGGAGUGCAAGAAACACAAGCACGGGAACUCUCACCAAAAGCACCGAGAAACCUAGUGUACAGAGAAACAACACUCUGGGAAUAAGCGCAGCUAAGAAAAAGAAGAAAGUACUCAUGAGGGGUGAAAGUGGAGAGGCCACUGAUGAUGAAAUGGCAACUCGGAAGGCAAAAAGCUGUAAGGAAUAUCGUAAUAGAAGCGGUUCGGAUCCUCAAGAUGUUGAUGAACAAGAACCAGAUCAAAAUAUUAUUAUUAAUGCUCCUCCAUCUAACAACCUGCCAUCAAGAAGGGCUCACUCUCUGACAGUAUCUGGAUCUCCUAAUUUAGGAGCUACAUCAUCUUCACCAGCAAGACCAGUCUCCUCUCCUGUAAUGUCUUCAAGCAAGAGUCAGUCUAGCACAUGGAGCAGCAGUAGCUGGCAUGGCCGCGUUAAAGGAGGAAUGAAGGGGUUUCAGAACUUCAUGGUGUCUGAUAGUAACAUGACUUUUGUGGAAUUUGUAGAGCUCUUCAAAUCUUUCAGUGUCCGUAGCCGCAAGGAUCUGAAAGACCUUUUCGAUGUCUAUGCUGUGCCUUGCAAUCGAUCUGGUUUAGACCCUGCUCCACUUUACACUAAUUUGAAGAUUGAUGAAAAUAGCAGUGGAUUCCAGCCUGAUUUAGAUUUGUUGACUAGGAACGUUUCAGACCUUGGUUUGUUCAUUAAGAGCAGGCAGCAACUAUCAGACAACCAGAGGCAAAUAUCUGAUGCUAUUGCUGCUGCUAGUAUUGUAACCAAUGGUACUGGUAUUGAAAGCACAUCACUGGGAAUAUUUGGAGUAGGAAUCCAGCAGCUGAAUGACUUCCUAGUGAAUUGCCAAGGAGAACACUGCACCUAUGAUGAAAUCCUCAGUAUUAUCCAGAAAUUUGAACCCAGUGAGAAUAUGUGCCAGCAGGGGCUGCUAUCUUUUGAAGGAUUUGCAAGAUUUUUGAUGGAUAAAGACAACUUUGCCUCCAAAAAUGAUGAGUCACAAGAGAAUGCUGAGGACUUGCACUUUCCGCUGUCAUAUUACUACAUAGAAUCUUCACACAAUACUUACCUUACUGGCCAUCAGCUUAAAGGGGAGUCCUCAGUAGAGCUCUACAGCCAGGUUCUUUUACAAGGCUGCAGAAGUGUAGAAUUAGACUGCUGGGAUGGCGAUGAUGGAAUGCCUAUCAUUUAUCAUGGGCACACUCUUACUACUAAGAUCUCUUUUAAGGAGGUAGUUGAAGCCAUUGAUCGCAAUGCAUUUAUCACCUCCCACAUGCCAAUUAUCAUAUCAAUAGAAAACCACUGUUCAUUGCCUCAGCAACGCAAGAUGGCUGAAAUUUUCAAGAAUGUAUUUGGAGAUAAGCUGGUAACAAAGUUUUUAUUUGAGAGUGACUUUUCUGAUGAUCCCAUGCUUCCUUCGCCUGGCCAACUGAAAAGAAAAAUCCUGCUUAAAAACAAGAAGCUGAAAGCGCAUCAAACACCAGUGGAUAUAUUGAAACAAAAGGCUCACCAGCUGGCACAUAUGCAAGCACAGGCUAGCAAUGGUGCUAGCAACUCCACACCUACCAAUGAAGAGGAAGAAGAUGAAGAGGAUGAAUAUGACUAUGACUAUGAAUCUCUCUCUGAUGCUGAUGUCCUUAGUGCUUCUCCUGCUCCUAACAGCCAGGAAGAUAACAUUCUCGAAGACCGACCUGAGAAUAAAUUACCAAGUGAUAAACUGCAGUUUGAAUAUAAUGAAGAGACUGCCAAACGAAUAAAGAAGGCUGAUUGUGCUACUUACAAUAAUAAAGGAAAGGUGUAUGACAUGGAGCUGGGUGAAGAAUUCUAUCUUCUGCAAAAUAAGAAGGAAAGCAGACAGAUAGCCCCAGAGCUGUCAGAUCUUGUCAUUUACUGUCAAGCGGUAAAGUUCCCUGGCUUGUCAACUCUAAACCCAUCUGGCUCUAGCAGAGGAAAAGAAAGAAAAAGCAGGAAGUCCAUUUUUGGCAACAAUCCUGGCAGGCUGAGCCCUGGGGAGUCAGCUGCUCUUGCCAAAGCAUCUGGAAAAGGUCCUUUCGAUGUGAUGCGGCAGACCUGGGAAGAUCCUUGCUCUCCUUACAACUCUCCAGCUUCUCUCAGUGCUAUCAUAAGGACACCCAAGUGCUAUCAUAUCUCCUCCCUGAACGAGAAUGCUGCUAAGCGGCUGUGCAGGCGGUACUCUCAGAAGCUGAUCCAGCACACCACUUGUCAGCUCCUGAGGACCUACCCCGCUGCCACGCGCAUUGACUCCUCAAAUCCCCAUCCACUGAUCUUCUGGCUCCAUGGCGUACAGCUCGUGGCUCUUAACUACCAAACAGAUGAUCUUCCUCUGCAACUUAAUGCAGCGAUGUUUGAGGCUAAUGGCGGCUGUGGAUAUGUUUUGAAACCUCCUGUUCUGUGGGAUAAAAAUUGUUCCAUGUACCAGCAGUUUUGUCCGUUAGAAAGAGAUCUUGAUAAUAAGGAGCCAGCUAUAUAUUCUUUAACAAUUGUGUCUGGACAGAACGUCUGCCCUAGCAAUAGCACGGGCAGUCCGUGCAUUGAAAUCGAUGUGCUGGGGAUGCCUCUGGACAGCUGCCAUUUCCGGACGAAGCCCAUUCAUCGCAACACUCUCAACCCCAUGUGGAAUGAACAGUUCCUUUUCCGUGUUCACUUCGAAGAUUUGGUCUUUCUUCGGUUCGCAGUUGUUGAAAAUAACAGCUCAGCUGUAACAGCUCAGAGAAUCAUUCCCCUAAAAGCUCUAAAAAGAGGCUAUAGACAUGUCCAGCUCCAUAACCUGCACAAUGAAGCAUUAGAAAUUUCUAGUUUGUUCAUAAACAGUCGGAGAAUGGAAGAAAGUCCCUCUGGAAACACUCUGCCUGCAUCUGUGUUGUUUAGCAUGGGGGAAAGGAAAGCUGCUGCGACCUACAAAGUGACGAUUCAUGGAAUUCCAGGCCCGGAGCCUUUCACUGUUUUUAAUGUAAGUGGGGGGACCACGGCUGCACAGCUUCUCCAUCAGCUCUUGGCUACCACAAAAGGCACCGAGUCAUGUGCUGCAGACUAUUUUCUGAUGGAAGAGAAAAGUUUUAUAUCAAAAGAAAAGAGUGAAUGCAGAAAACCACCAUUCCAGAGAGUGAUUGGUCCUGAAGAAGGGCUAGUGCAGCUUUUGAACAGUUGGUUCCCAGAAGAAGGAUAUGUUGGAAGGAUUAUCUUUAAAACCCGAGAGGAAAAUUUAAACGAGAGAAACCUCUUUCAAGAAGCCAAGGAAGAUGCAGCCAUCAGCUCUGAGGAUGACAGUUUCUUUGUUCAGGUACAUGAUGUCUCCCCAGAGCAACCACGCACUGUCAUCAAAGCUCCCCGCUUUAGCACAGCUCAGGAUGUCAUACAGCAGACUCUUUGCAAAGCCAAAUACUCCUACAGCAUUUUGAGCAAUCCAAAUCCAAGUGAUUACGUGCUCUUGGAAGAGGUGACGAAAGAGCCGGCAAACAAAAAGUCCUCAACAUCUAAACCAUCUCAGAGGAUUCUCUCUGAUCAAGAGUGUGUGUUUCAGGCCCAAAGCAAGUGGAAGGGAGCAGGAAAAUUUAUCCUUAAACUCAAAGAACAGGUUCAGGCAGCACGAGAUGACAAAAGAAAAGGCAUUUCCUUCACCAGUGAACUCAAGAAGUUAACCAAGUCAAGCAAGCAGUAUCGGGGAUUCAUAUCGCCACCUCUGCAGGUCUUGCCGGACAGUCCACAGAGCAAGGAUGAAAGGUCUGCCUGCAGUUUGACUUUUAGUGACAUUAUGGAAUAACCCCCACCACUGCCUACAGAACGGUCUGUUCAGUGCCUUUGAAGGAACCUGCUGCGGUCUGAACUGGUCAGCAAUUGUGUGCCCUGUGCUAUAGAUGCUUAAUCCAGGCAAUGCUGCUGGAUUAACAUCCAGAAUCUGGGAAUCCUGAGUGGGAUGUCGUAGAUUGGAAAGAUGCCUGUCAGCUAUCGGAAAAAAAACUUCCCGUAUCUUCACAUCUGCAGGUUCUCGAUCGGCGGAUGAAGAAGUUUUCUUGGACUGUAUGUUGUAAACAAACGUGUUGUUGCCCUCCCCUUUUUAAACAAAAGAUAAUUUUAGCGACUUGCCUCUAGGGAAGCUGAAGGCAGGGAACCAGAGUGUUCUUUUAUGUGUAUUAUAUUUAAAUAAUGCACUUUUACCUGAAGAUUUCUGUUAAACACUGUGUUAAGUGAUUGUAAAGAGAUUUAAAUAUACUGUAACUUCCUUCGCAUAUCUGUUUAACUUUGAACAUACACAAAACGCUCUAAUUAUUUAUGGUUUAUCUACUUUAACAAAAUAAUGUACAAUAGGUAAGUACACCUAACUGGUAGUGAUACUUUGACAAGGAACAACAUUUUCUUCGUAUAGAUUCUAGUUUUCCAGGCUUGUGUUUAAAGAAAAAAUAUUUAUUAUCACGUUCCAAAGUACAUGCCAUUGUAUAAUAUAUUUAUCAUAUACUACUUCUCGGAAAAUGCAGAAUUUUUACCUCUCUCUGGAUUUAGAGGAGAAAAUGUUUGAACUUUUCUGGCUGUUUCUUUUCAGCACAAGACGUUUAAUACCCCAAACUGACCAAACUCAAAAUGCGUUUGAAUUCAAAAUACAUUUUUCCAUACAGUCAGGAAAUGUCUUUUUACUUCUCUGUUAAACCCAGAGAGUAUAAAGAACCCUUACACUAUAACUCUUGACAUUUUUGUUUACACAGAAACACUGUUACAAAGUUUUAUGUUUGCUGAAUUCAUCUGUUGAUAUUUAAGUUAGUUGUGGUUGUCUCUUUUUUUUCUCCAUGGGAGUUAUUAAUGUGCUUAGUUAGUUAAAACAACCCACACCAACUUACAGGGGCACAAAUGAAACAAUCGCUGAAAUCAGUCAUGCCUUUGACUUCCCACAAGGAGUGUAUCUAUUGGUGGUGAAGAAAUUUGUCUGCAUGCGUUUUGUCUCCCUAGAGCAAUCCCUAAAGAAAGCAUUUCAGUUACCUGGUGGGACUAAAUCAAGAAAUCCAUUAAUACAGGGAGUGAUUCAUGCACUCAGUUAUUCCACAUCAACUUUAGCACUCGAGCACGAAAUGCUGCUGCUCCUAAGAGAGAAACUGCAUCAGGCAAAGAAUAAAACAGCAGUGUAACUAAAAUGAGGUUUACUUUUGAUAGCGCAAGGACGACAGGGAAAGACGUUACAGGCUGUAGUCCCGUGACAACCAACACAGCCCCCCCCCC